UAUGCUGGUGUUUGCGUCUCCACCGGGACAGCUGUUGUCGGUUCUGUUUCUUUAAGGCCGGAUCGUUUACAGCUCACACACGGCUGACGAUCGGCGCCUGCUCAGUGCGUCUUCUCCGCUGCCGCUGCUUGGAUCGCGGACCUGGAGGGUUUGUGUCCCGUCCGUGUGCUCCUGUGUGCUGUGUCUGAUGGUAACCCAUGGAUUGACGGAGGGGGAGGCUAUUGUUACCAGCCCGGUGGCUUGUUCUGCUGCAGCUGCACUUUCAGCAGAGAAUGCCCAAAGCAAACGGAGCGGUAACUGCACGGAUAGCGCAGGAAUACACCAGAGAAUCAAGAUAUUGACAUGAAGAAAGACAUCGAGAGUCUAAUCGCAGAAGAACGAGCUGAUAUCAUCUUGAAGUAUGCUACGGGCAGGCAGGGCGGGGUGGAGAUCUACCCCUGGGAGGAUGCUGAUUACAGCAUCUACAAAGUCAUCGACCGUUUCGGCUUCAUGCAUGAAGAUGAGCUGCCGGCACCAACUGCACACGAAGAGAAGCUGAAGCAGCAGGAGAUCGAGAGAGCAGAGAAAUGGCUGAAGAUGGUGAAGAAGUGGGAUAAAUACAAGAACAGUGACAGGAUGGUAAAACGAGUAUACAAAGGCAUCCCCCUGCAGCUCCGAGGCCGGGCCUGGGCACUGAUGCUGGACGUGGACAGGGCCAAGAAGGAGAACGAGGGCAAAUAUGAGCAGGCUCUCUUUCAUGUCCUCUCUGCAUAUUCGGUCUACAACACAGAGGUGAGCUACUGCCAGGGCAUGAGUCAGAUUGCCGCCCUGCUGCUCAUGUACAUGAAUGAGGAAGACGCUUUCUGGGCCCUGUCACAGCUGCUCACCAACCAGAAACACGCCAUGCAUGGCUUUUUUGUUCCAGGCUUUCCAAAACUUCAGAGAUUCCAGGCACAUCAUGAUCAGAUUAUUUCCAAGCUCGUUCCCAAACUGAAGAAACAUCUGGACAAGGAGCAGAUGUCUGCAGGCAUUUACAGCACCAAAUGGUUCCUGCAGUGUUUCAUUGACAGGACACCGUUCACCCUAACGCUCCGCCUGUGGGACAUUUUCAUCCUGGAGGGAGAGCGGCUCCUCACCGCCAUGUCUUACACUAUCCUCAAGAUACACAAGAAGCGCCUCUUGAAGAUGUCUCUGGAGGAGCUGAGAGAGUUCCUGCAGGAGCGCAUCGCUCAGACUUUUUUCUACAGCGACGACAUGAUCGUUGAGCAGCUUCAGGCCUCCAUGGCUGAGCUGCGAAAGAUGAAGCUGGAUCUCCCGCCUCCAGGGAAGCCUGAGGAGCUGCCCCGUAAGCCGCUGGGCCAAGAGCUACCCGUGCUGCUGAGUCCAGUGCGGCCCUCUGAAGGGAAGCCAACGUCAGCUAGCGGGUUCCCCAAAGCCGGCCUGUGCCUCCGCAUCAUCUCCCACCAGCCAGACUCCAUAUCCCCAGACCAGAGUCCCUCCAAGGACCUUGUGAAUCUUGAAGGUGUGGACAAAGAGGAGACUCCGUUGCCUUCCCCAGAUCCCGUCAUCAUCCACAGCCAAGCCCCACUCACCCCUGACAGCUCCCCACUAGCAGGGCCUCCGCCUUACCAACCCCCAUGGAGUCAAACUGUGGUUGCAGCAGAUCAGCCGUCACCACGGUCAGACCCGGAGAGAGUUGGAAUAGAAGCUGAUGUCUCGGUAGGACCUCCCUCACCUUCAGAAAUAACCAGCGCCACGCACUCGGCCUCUACUAACGACCUCACCGCAGACGCGCGUUCGGCCGUCACCGGUCAGUUCUGCUGCAAAGUCCCGCGGACUCUUUCGGCGCCCGUGUCUCAGGUAGCCUCGCCGGCUUUGGGCACGGCCCAGUCUGAGAGUCCGCCUGCAGCAGAGAGGCUGCAGCUGCCGGAGCAGGCCUCAGCUCUGAGCAGGGACGCGAACCUGGACUCGAGUGCAGAAUCAGAGGACACAUCGGCUGCCGAUGUUUCAUGAGAAGAGCAGAAAAGUGUAGAUCGCUAAUUUAUUUAUGACGCUUUUACAUGUAAAAAGGUUAAGUCUGUGAUUAAUGUUCUGGUGUGAUUUAUUAGUCAGAUUUACAGUGUUAAGCAACAGUUGCUUCAAAAUGUGCUUUCAGUUUCGGGACCAGUAUUUAUAAAAGUUUUGUAUUUGCCAAUUUUCAAACGGACUUUCUAAAGACUUUUGGCUACAAGAAGCUGUUUCCUCCUUCGGACUUUUCAGCCCUUUUUCAUGUUGGGUAAGAUUUUAACUGGUAGAUUUUUGCCCUUUAUGUGGCUGAAAGUUCCAGAUGUAGGUUACAAAGACAAUAUGUCGACAUAGUGAAAGGCAGAUGGGUUUGUUUGGUCCUGAAGCAGUGAGCAGGACGAUGUAUGUGCUGUUCUGUUAGAUCCAGUGUGACAGUAUCCAGUUGUGGGAGAAGUAAAGGACAUGCUAGCUAGCUGUCAUUCUGGCUUUUAAAUGUCUUAAUUAGAAGAUGUCUGUCUUAAUACAACCCUCACAUGCUUUGCUGAAUAAGCAAAUGGCCCAAGCCAUUUAUAAGCCUUAAAUGGCUUGAGCCUGUAACUGAUGAGAAAUAUAUCAGCAUAUUCUGAGAGGAUCAGCUGAGAACUUUUGUCAGAUUUAAUUGAUUUUCAGUUCAGUUCUUUUCUCCAGUCGAGCAGAAGCUUCAGUAGUUUGGGUUUUGUUUGUGGGCACCAAUCUUUCCACUUUAACCGAACAUUAAAAAACAUCAGAGUACCUGCUAAAAUCGCUGAUCUGUGGAAAACACGUCACGUCAUCGUUCCAACUUUGGGCACAAAGCAUUUUUGCCCAGAAUGGACUGAUUCUUAUAGAGCGCUUUCUACUCUCCCGGAGUCCUCAAAGCGCUCUAUACAACAUUCACCCAAUCACACCCAUUCUCACACUUUAUCUAUAUUCAGUGCUUUCUAAGUACAUUCACACUCCGAUGGACGCAUCGGAGAGCAAGUUGGGGUUAGUAUCUUGCCCAAGGAUACUUGACAUGCAGACUGGAGGAGCCAGGGAUCGAACCACCAACCUUCCGAUCAGUAGGCGACCUGCUCUACCUCCUGAGCAACAGCCACCCCCAAUCAUACUGACUGACUAAAACUGCCGUCGCCUGCUUUAAUCAAGACAUCAUAUUCUAGGUCUGGAUUGGCGGGAAAGUCAUUUCCAAGAACUCCAAGUCUGAAGCAUCAUCCUUUACAACAGACAAAACAUGUUUGUAGUUUUUUAACUUUUUGUCUGUUCAGUCUAGGCCUUUGUAAAGUGUUUGCUAGGAGAGUUACAGGUUUAUUUUUUGUAAUAACGUCUCAAUGCCUUAUUUGGAUUGGCUUCAGUUCUGCAUUGGACCUCGUUGAACCUAACCUGACUCUACAUCAGGAAACAGAAGCAGCUUCCUGGCGCUGUACUGAUUGUGCAGAUCUCUGACAUGGUGAGCAGGCUCACUGUUGCGAUGAUACGCACUGAAACCUGUUGAGCUCAUUUCAAAGAAGUGCUUUUUUCUAGCUCUGUAAUUUAUUGUUUGUAUCAUCUCAGAAAAGGCAUCUUGUGCGUUUCCUCCUUGAACGGUGAAAAUACGCAAAACACGAAUGUGUAUGUAUCAGAUGAUUUGAACAUGUGUUUAAUAUUGUACAGUGCUGUAGAACCAGUAGGUAUACACAGCUGGGACUAGUUUGUUCAUCUGAAGGUAGAAAAACUUCAGUUGUGUUCUUAGAAAUAAUGAAACGCUGACAUCUUGUGGUUAGUUUAGAUUAAGAGUUUCUCUCCAGUUAUAGACGAGCCAGGAAGGAGAGAACUGUUCUAGAAAGGUCUUCAUUUUUUCCAAAUAAAUCUAGUCAUAUUUUACAAUGUAAUGCCAUUGUUUUGAUGUAAAUAUGUUUUAUGGUAUUUGACUAUAUUUACAUCCUAAAAAUCCUCCAGGGUUGGAGAAAUGAUGUGCCAAAGUCCAGUAGCUACAGUCCAACCAAUUAGCUGAUUGAAGCCUUGGAGGUGAAACAAUAAACUUUAAUUUUGA
This is a messenger RNA of Neolamprologus brichardi, 4030 nucleotides long. The record is from RefSeq and is a predicted model, not a curated record. NCBI's taxonomy places the organism in Eukaryota, Metazoa, Chordata, Actinopteri, Cichliformes, Cichlidae.